AUGCUUCGUAACGAUCUACAUAAUGCUCCUACUGAUAAUCAAUCCAUCCAGACGUUCCCAGUGUGCAACAAUUGCCGCUCUCGAAAGGUCAGAUGCGAUCGUGCCCAGCCUGUCUGCGGCUCAUGCACACGGUUGCAACUCGAUUGCUCUUUCCAGAGACAAUCAGUAACCCCUCAUCCUGACAUUGGAGACGAUCAUAUGGGUUAUACGCAGGCUGGAACGAAGAGGAAAAGAGCUCGACGGGCAUGCGGAAGUUGCCGGGCUGUCAAGGCUAAAUGCUCUGGUAUAGGACCCUGUGAGCGAUGCGUUUCUAAAAGACUAGCUUGUGAGCUUGAGAACCACGAAACUCGGUCGAGCGGCGGCCAUGGCCAUAUUUAUGGUGCACCGACGCAAUCUGGGAAGCCAAGUGCUUCUACAUUCUUAACAACUUGGCCACUUGACAAGGCGACGACAAGGGAUUAUUUUCUAGCCUACUUCGAGACAACGAGCAGGAUCCUCUUUGUCUUUCUCCACAAGCCAACUAUUCUCGUAUAUUGGAGCAGAGGUAUCCUCGACCCGAAUCUUAUCAAAUGCGUCGUCGCCUUUGGGGUUUUCCUGGGGAAUGGCCCGUCAGAUGGCCAGGCUACAGCUCGAGCUUGGAUGCAAGAAGUACAGGAGGAAACCCUCAGACGGAUUGGAAGACACACAAUCACGCACCUCCGGAUCCUUGUGUUGUUAUCACGUUUCCGUUUCCACGCUGGUGAUUUUGGUGACGCAUGGAAUAUCCUCGCUCUUGCCGCCCGUGUGGCUUUCACUAUGCGAAUGAACUAUGAACACGAGGGACUAGAUUGUAUAGUGCAGGAGUCACAUAGACGGCUUAUGUGGGCUAUCUACCACCAGGAUCGGCUUUUUUCUGGCGGUAUUGCGGAUCUUCAAGUUUGUCCGGUGGAGAAGAUGCAUAUUCGUCUUCCAUGCGAUGAUCGAAGCUUUGAGAUGGGGAUUGCUUCAAAAGCUGGGUUUCUCAACGAUAACGAUAUCGAUCCAGGUGCCAAUAUCGACACUCAUGCCUUUAAACUUAGACUUCUUGCAAUUCGAGAUAGGAUCUUGAGGUAUACCAAAACUAUUCGCAGACAAGGCACCAGCCCAGCCGAGAGCAGGGUUGAAAUGGAAAGCCUUCAGAUUGAGCUCGAUCUGUUCGAGCGGAACCUCCCACCAGAACUCAAGCUCACCCCUCAAAGAAUAGUAAUUAUGGGCCAUUCUCGUGAGGCUAGCGCAUAUGCUGGGCUCCAUUCGCUUUGGAUGAUGUGCCACUGUAACCUCUACCGUUUCUGUAUCCCCGGUAUUCGUGAGUCUGUGUCCAAAGAAGCUCUAUCUUUGACGCCUCCCGACUUUGUCAAGUACUGUCAGCGCGCAUGUCUAGACUUUGCUGUCCGAUUCUGCGAAUUAUGGUCCGAGUUCUAUCAUCUAGAGUCCAAUGAAUGCCUCGGCGGCGAGUUUUUGGUAUUUUCGAUAUACCAAGUAGCCCAAAUCCUGCACCAUCUGCGACAUUUACUGCCGGAAGAAGGAGAUAUCUGCAUCGUAUCCCUGAAGAAGAAGCUUGUUGGAACACUCGAGCUAGCUAGGCCCCUCGGACGGAUAUUCAGCAAUGCGGCUGGUUGUCUUCGGGAUUCGGAGCGACUAAUCGACGCUUUGGGCCGGGAGUCGAUUGCUAGAACCACAUCAGCGUCAAGUAUUAACGAUGCUCUAGAAGCUAUUGGUCAAAAACAACAUCUAGCAUCGCAGCAUUCUGUCCUAGGCCAUAUAUAUGAUGAUAAUAAUAACCACCAUGAAGAAGAGUACCUUGAGCGGCCCGCAGGAUAUCAAGCGGACAGCCGGUUAGGUUAUGCGGAAAAUGAGGUAGCAAGGUAUCUUCAAUCUGGCACAGGUGUGAAUCAGUCCAAUCACCAAGUGGAAUUGGAACUGGAACAACAACAGGAGUUUGAGCAAGGAUUUUCCGACGCACUUCUCUGGGAUCCGUUCAAUAUGCAGCUAGAUGGGUAUUAUGAUCCAGAGCUGGAUUUGUCGUUCGUUUGA
Molecule: messenger RNA, 2052 nt
Organism: Talaromyces marneffei
Lineage: Eukaryota; Fungi; Ascomycota; Eurotiomycetes; Eurotiales; Trichocomaceae
Exons: 2
Coding region: 1-2052 (683 amino acids)
Biological process (GO): regulation of DNA-templated transcription; DNA-templated transcription
Cellular component (GO): nucleus
Molecular function (GO): DNA-binding transcription factor activity, RNA polymerase II-specific; DNA binding; zinc ion binding
Source: RefSeq, a predicted model, not a curated record